Triplophysa rosa is the source of this 1749-nucleotide messenger RNA. It is a transcript of the gene gpn1, whose product is annotated as GPN-loop GTPase 1. Lineage: Eukaryota; Metazoa; Chordata; Actinopteri; Cypriniformes; Nemacheilidae. Gene Ontology annotation, molecular function: GTPase activity; ATP hydrolysis activity. Bases 16 to 1212 code for a protein of 398 amino acids. The transcript is spliced from 14 exons. The record is from RefSeq and is a predicted model, not a curated record.
CACUAGUGAAGCAGCAUGGCGACAGCAGCAUCAACUAGCAGCGAUGCAGGUUCACAUGAAAGUAAAGAAGAAGGAUGUGCUCAGUCUGCAUCGACUCAGAGCUCAGGUCAGGGUCAGAAUACUGAUCCGAAACCAGUUUGUCUCAUAGUUCUUGGCAUGGCGGGGUCAGGAAAAACGACAUUUGUACAGAGGCUGACAGGAUAUCUACACACCAAGAAAUCUCCCCCAUAUGUCAUAAAUCUAGAUCCUGCAGUUCAUGAAGUUCCUUUUCCAGUAAACAUUGAUAUCCGAGACACUGUCAACUACAAGGAAGUUAUGAAACAAUAUGGUUUAGGUCCAAAUGGAGGAAUUGUAACAUCGCUGAAUCUGUUCGCAACCAGAUUUGAUCAGGUCAUGAAGUUUAUUGAGAAAAAACAAAGUAGUCAUGAGUAUGUUUUGAUUGACACUCCAGGACAAAUCGAAGUGUUUACCUGGUCGGCAUCAGGAACCAUCAUAACUGAAGCUCUGGCAUCUUCCUUUCCCUGUGUGGUGAUAUAUGUGAUGGACACAUCUCGAAGUGUUAACCCGGUCACCUUCAUGUCAAACAUGCUUUAUGCCUGCAGCAUUCUCUACAAGACCAAGCUGCCUUUUAUAGUUGUCAUGAAUAAGACUGACAUCAUUGACCACAGUUUUGCAGUGGAGUGGAUGCAGGACUUCGAGGUGUUCCAGGAUGCUUUGAAUCAGGAGACGUCUUACGUCAGUAACCUCACCCGCUCCAUGAGUCUAGUCCUGGAUGAGUUCUACACCAACCUGCGGGUUGUUGGGGUGUCCGCAGUCACAGGUUCUGGACUUGAUGAACUGUUUGUACAAGUAGCAGAUGCUGCUAAGGAAUAUGAAACCGAAUAUCGUCCAGAAUACGAGCGGCUUCACAGGGAGCUUGCUGAAGCUCAAAACCACAAACAACAAGAACAGUUGGAACGCCUUCAGAAAGACAUGGGAGCAGUUCCCAUGGAAACCGCAGCACAGAGAGAAACUCCAGAUCUUGGCGGACCCAGUGACUUAAUUUUUAACCGUGGUAACCCAGACGAAGAGGAGGAGGAGGAAGAAGUAGAGAGUGACACAGAUGAUAUUGAUCACACAGUCACUGAGGAAAGUAAAGAAGCCACUGUGUUUGGUAACUUCCUGAAGGAGAGAAAGGAGAUUGUGCAGGUACGCAACAAAAUGUCAAAGUGAGGACACGCUCGUGGUGUAUCUGAGAUGUCCCAUCACACGUUUGAGCUGACCCUUGAACUUUGACCUCACCACUGUGCUUACGAUGGAAAGCUCUAGAUGACGUCGCGACAGCCCGUUUGGACAGUUCAGAUCUGCUUGUUUGCUGCCCUUUGCAGCUACCUGCAUGUCUUGAUAUUUAUUCUUAGAUUUUAUGUUGUGAAUCUUCGAUGUAAUUUAGAUCUAUUGCAUCAUGCGCAGAUCAGACCGCAUGCAGAUCGGAAACUUCAAUGAUUCAAAAUUGUGCGAUGAUAUCGUUUGAAGUGCGCUGAGCACGCUUUUGAACGCAAACUUUUGUUUUUCUUUAGAAUAUUGUAUGUUAUAUAUCUAACAUGUCUGCUUUACAAACGGAGAGUAAAACAGUAUUUCAUAAAACCUGAAACAUAAGCAAAUAUAUAUGCAGAACAUUUCCUGGUAAUGCGCUCUCUGUACCUAUUAAGUUCAGAAUAUAAUAUUAUGUUUCUAUCAAGGGAAAUAAAAUAUUUUUAUAUGUAUAAAAGA